Messenger RNA from Argentina anserina (silverweed cinquefoil), 471 nucleotides. RefSeq lists its product as uncharacterized. Gene Ontology annotation, molecular function: DNA binding. The record is from RefSeq and is a predicted model, not a curated record. Lineage: Eukaryota; Viridiplantae; Streptophyta; Magnoliopsida; Rosales; Rosaceae. The coding region runs from base 1 to 471 and encodes 156 amino acids. The transcript has 2 exons.
AUGGAAGCUGCUAGUAUGCAUACACAAAUUUGUCAAUCUAACAAACUCAAAGAGGUCAAAGAGGAGGAAGAAGAUUACCAAGAUAGCAGAGAAGAAGAAGAAGAAGAAGAAGAAGCUGCAACGUUACCCGAUUUGGAAUCCCCUUCAUUUACAAGGACUAUCGGGAAAAACAUGUAUAAUGAGUUGUUGCGGUUUAAAGUUUUGGCUUCAAAACCAUGCAGGCAGUUCCAAGUUCCAACAGACUUUUCAGCAAAGUAUUUUCCUCCUGGAUACUACACCAUUAUGCUGAAAAAUUCAAGGGGAGAAAAAUGGAACGUAAACGUUGUGCCUACUGGGAAUGUCUAUCGCACAGUUAAACUUUCUUCACGGUGGGCUGAAUUUAGACGUGACAACGAAAUCAACUACGGAGAUACUUGCAUAUUUGAGGUUGUGGGUAGCAAAACAAUGGUGGUUCACAUUGAUCGUAAGUGA